Molecule: messenger RNA, 1800 nt
Organism: Eleginops maclovinus (Patagonian blennie)
Lineage: Eukaryota; Metazoa; Chordata; Actinopteri; Perciformes; Eleginopidae
Gene: cstf2
Product: cleavage stimulation factor, 3' pre-RNA, subunit 2
Exons: 13
Coding region: 38-1537 (499 amino acids)
Biological process (GO): mRNA 3'-end processing
Cellular component (GO): mRNA cleavage and polyadenylation specificity factor complex
Molecular function (GO): mRNA binding
Source: RefSeq, a predicted model, not a curated record
GUUAUUUUCCGGUGUCACAUGAAUUUGUGUCCCCAAAAUGGCGAACCUAGCUGCUGCUGCUGCGGCUGCUGCUGCUGCCGCUGCUAUCGCUGCUAAUAGAGACCCAGCAGUGGACCGUUCGUUACGAUCAGUAUUUGUGGGGAACAUUCCUUAUGAAGCUACAGAGGAACAACUGAAAGACAUCUUUUCUGAAGUGGGACUUGUUGUCAGCUUCAGGUUGGUAUAUGACAGGGAGACCGGAAAGCCAAAGGGAUAUGGCUUCUGUGAAUAUCAAGACCAGGAGACGGCCCUUAGUGCCAUGCGUAACCUGAACGGGAGGGAGUUCAGUGGUCGGGCUCUCCGUGUUGACAACGCAGCUAGUGAGAAAAACAAGGAAGAGCUGAAAAUUAUUGCAGGUUUGGGAACCGGAGCCCCCAUUAUUGAGUCUCCUUACGGAGAUACCAUCCAGCCACAGGAGGCCCCGGAGUCCAUCAGCAGAGCUGUGGCCAGUCUCCCCCCCGAACAGAUGUUUGAACUUAUGAAACAGAUGAAGCUGUGUGUGCAGAACAGUCCUCAGGAGGCGAGGAACAUGCUGCUGCAGAACCCUCAGCUGGCAUAUGCUCUCCUCCAGGCCCAAGUGGUGAUGAGGAUUGUUGACCCUGAGAUAGCCUUGAAAAUGCUCCACCGUCAAACACCAGCCCAGCCGCUCAUUCCCGGUGGGCAAGGUGGAGGAGCGCCGCCGGUCAACCCGCCUUCUGUUCCACCCAACAUGCCAGUGCCUCAGCAGCAGCCUGUGCCUGGAAUGCAUGUCAACGGAGCUCCUCAGAUGAUGCAGCCCCCCAACAUGGGUGUAGUUCCUGGACCCAUGCCUGUACCAGGGCCGGGACCAGGACCAGUUCAAGGACCGGGACCAGUCGGACCUCCAGGACCAGGCGGUAUCCCCCCCAGAGGGCUGCUGGGAGAUGGUCCCAACGACCCCAGAGGAGGGACUCUGCUGUCCGUCACUGGAGAGGUCAUUGACCCCGGCCGGCCUUACAUGGCUGCUCCCCCGUCCCACCAAGCCCCACCUGUACACAUGCCUCCAAUGGCAGGAGGACCCCCUCCAGAUAUGAGAGGCCCUCCAAUGGACAUGAGAGGCCCACCCAUGGGUGAACCACGAAACAUGAUGGGAGACCCCAGAGGCCCCCCGAUGAUGGAGCAACGCGGACCCCCGAUGGAAACCAGAGGCCGUGACCCGAGGGCGAUGGACACUCGAGGUCCGGUGGCAGCUCAGAGGGUUCCCAUGGCGGCAGGAAUGCCCGGCUCCGUUCCUCAUAGCAUGGCUCCGAACGCACCUCCACCUGCACGACCGGGUCCUGGAAUCUCUGGUCCUCCGUCGGGAGGAGGCUUCAGUCCGGGGCAGAGCCAGGUCUCCACACAGGACCAGGAGAAGGCUGCCCUGAUCAUGCAGGUCCUGCAGCUGACCCCAGAACAGAUCGCCAUGUUGCCCCCAGAGCAGCGGCAGAGCAUCCUGAUCCUCAAAGAGCAGAUUCAGAAGACUGCAGGGGGGGGGCCUUAACAGUCUCAUGGAGAAAAAUACAAAAGGGUUCAGGAUUCCCAAUCUGCUCUACCCCGCUGACCCUGAAGACAUCUCAUCUUAGUUUGGAGUAUUGUAUAGUUUUUUUAAAAUCAUAUUGUCGGUUUUCUGUGUGGAGAUUCCGGUUAGGAUGCUGAACAGAUGGACAGAGGAGUGUCAUGCAUUUUCAUCCCAAAGCCAGCGGUUAUCGGCUCUGGAAACUGUUUGUCUGGAUAAUCUUUUGACAAUAAAACCAACAAAAAAUA